Messenger RNA from Pseudoliparis swirei, 4093 nucleotides. It is a transcript of the gene vps9d1, whose product is annotated as VPS9 domain containing 1. Gene Ontology annotation, cellular component: endocytic vesicle; cytosol. The record is from RefSeq and is a predicted model, not a curated record. Lineage: Eukaryota; Metazoa; Chordata; Actinopteri; Perciformes; Liparidae. Gene Ontology annotation, biological process: vesicle-mediated transport. The transcript is spliced from 18 exons. The coding region runs from base 28 to 2238 and encodes 736 amino acids. Gene Ontology annotation, molecular function: guanyl-nucleotide exchange factor activity; small GTPase binding.
GUCGUAGAAGAAGAAGAAGCGGCUGUGAUGGCCGCAGCUGACGGCGGGGCCAAGCCCCUCCAGAGCGCCAUGAAAAUGGCUAAAGUAGCGAUACAGCUGGACGGAGAGAACAAACACAAGGACGCUUACUGUGAAUACCUCCGGACGAUCAACUUCAUUUCACACGCACUUCUGGAGGAGGCGGGUUCUCAAGCCUCGGAGGGCGGGGCCGUGGUGGAGGUGGAGCGGAUGCUGCGGCUGGCCGAGCAGUGCCUGGAGCGGUCCAAGUCCUUCGUGGGGCAGAGAGCCACGCCCCCCGACCUCCCCGCCGCCUCGUCCCGCCCACCCGGCCAAUCGGAGCCCCGGCAGCCCGCCCCCCGCCCAGCGGACGCCGUCGGCGCUCUCCCCUCGGCCGCCGCGGCGCCUCCACCGGGCGCUCCCGCUGCAGCGAGCGGGCUCCGCAGGGCGCUGUCCGAUGGCGGCGGGGAGCUCCUCCCCUUCCUGCCCCCGGAGGUCUUCCAGAGGCUGCAGACGGCGGAGCACGGCAGCACAAAGGAGCUGACGCCCAUUGAAGAAGCUUCCCGUUUGAAUCAGAAGUUAAAAGCCAAUUAUGAAGCUCGUCUGGCUCGGCUGCCCCCGGACCGGGCCCACCAGAAGACCUCUUUGACGCUGUCUCUCCAGCGGCAGAUGAUGGAAAACCUCAUCAUCGCCAAAGCCAGGCAGGAUGCUCUCCAGAGGAAGAUGGAGGAGAGAAGACUGAGGCUGCAGGAGGAGGCCAACAGGAGAUUUUCAGCAUCUGGAGCGAUGACGGCCGAGGAGCAAGAGCAGCGCAUCCUCUACACCAAUGUGCUGGAAUAUGAGCAAGACCAUGAUUGGCCCAAACUGUGGAAAGCCAACAUGAGGAAGAACCCCGAGGACGACUCGCUGGUCUCGGGUCUCGUCUGCUACCUGCUCAGCCGGGCGGACCACCCAGUGGUGAAGCUGUUGAGGAAGCACCAGUACCGGGUCUACAACCGGCUCUACCCCAUCGUCAGUAAAGCCCUCCCCCACAGCCCUUCACUGCCGCUCAGGCAUUCCUGCAGCAGCCACAACCUGCUUCAUCCAGAGACCCCGACGAGGCCGACCAGGGCCAGCAGCGUCGGCGGCCACAGCUUCACCGCGGGCCUGUCGCCCUCCCCCUCGCCCUCUCACGACCUGCACGCCGCCUCCGACGACGAGGAGGAAGGGGAGGAGCCUCACGAGCUGGCCAACGUGGAUCGGGAGAACUCGUUCGAGGACCUGGAGCACUUCCUGACCCAGUUGGACUGGGCCCCGGUCCACUGCGGCGGCGGCGCCGACCCCGGCUUUGAAUCUGAGCUGACCUUCGACCCCUCCAUGCAGCCGGAGCAGGACGAGGACAACGUGCAGCAGCUGGAGACGAGGGCGCUGACGGAGCACCUGAAGGUCGUCGUCAAGGACAUUCACAUUGCAAUCGAUCAGCUUCUGUCUCUGUGCUUGCUGUCCUUCGAGUGUCUGAACACCGCCAGCUCCAAAGACCUGGUCCUCGCCAGCAUCGAGGAGGCCUUCUUCACGCCGCUGUGGAGCGCCCUGGUGGCUCUGUUCAGGAAGGUCCACAGGGAGCGGGAGCAGGCCUUCCAGGAGGGCGUGAGGCUGUAUCGGGACGCCUCGCCCGCGGCCUUCGGCGUCCCCUUGAAACUGUUCCCCGGAGACCCCGGCGCGCUGCAGGGUUCCUACCCCUACGAGUCCGCCGUGCAGGAGCUCAAGCUGCUGCUCAGAGACUGCUGCCCGCAGAGGAAGCUGGAGUGUAUUGUUCGGACGUUGCGGCUGAUCUGUGCCUGCGCUGAGGACUACAGGUGCCUUCACCAGGUGGACUCCUCCCCCAAAACAGCCGCCAUCGGUCAACUCACAAGGUGUGUGUGUGUACGCGUGUUUGUGCGUGUCCGUCUGUCCUUAUAUGUGUGUGUAUGUGUGGGUGGUCCUGUGCACACCUUCCAGAACCCUGCAGGAGGAAAGUUUCCACUGACUCUCCCUGUUAGCCUCUGCGUCGGCGCCGACGACCUGCUGCCCAUCCUGUCCUUCGUGGCCCUGCGGUGCCAGUGUCCUCAGCUGGUGUCCGAAUGCGCCGCGCUGGAGGAGUUCAUUCACGAAGGCUAUCUGAUUGGAGAGGAGGGCUACUGCCUGACCUCCCUGCAGAGCGCCUUGGCCUACAUCGAGUCGCUGCACACGGGGGGAGCUCCUGCAGACAACAACCCCUUCUGACCAGGCCUCUGAGGUCCGAUGAGAUCCUCCUGACUCCUCCUCCCACAGGGACCAGCUGGACCGGCAGCCCCUCCCCCAGGUCAUCUAUCCAUCAGGAGGACUUCCUUUGGGCCGGACCACCUCAGAGGGUUGACUCCUGUGAGGAGGUUGAACUGUGACGCUCACUAAUGAGGGACAGGUCUGUCUUUGUCAUGACUUAACUCGGCAAGCGUAACAACAUUUUAUUAUGCUAAGUGGCCUUUUUCAUUUCAAACUUAACACAGUAGUUGCAUUUUCGUGUGUGUUUUUAAAUGUUUUCAAUUUUAAGACCACCCAAGCGAUAAAUGCAAAAUAUGAAGUCAUGCACUUUGGGUAUUGAACCACCGGGGUGAGACUACACUGGAGGACAACACAGACGAGAUGAUGUGAGACACUGGGAGAGCACAAGAACCACAAGAACCACAAGAACCACAAGAACCACAAGAACCACAAGAACCACAAGAACCACAGGAACAACAAGAACCACAGGAACCACGAGUUCAUCACGACGUGAGGCACCGAGUAGGGCAAGCACAGUAAAGGAGGUAGAACUUUAAAGGUAUAGAACUUUAAAGGUAUAGAACUUUAAAAGUUGGUAGAACUUCGAAGGUUGAUAGAACUUUAAAGGUGUAGAACUUUAAAAGUUGAUAGAACUUUAAAAGUUGGUAGAACUUUAAAGGUGUAGCACUUUAAAGGUUGAUCGAACUUUAAAGGUUGAUAGAACUUUAAUGGUGUAGCACUUUAAAGGUUGAUAGAACUUUAAAGCUUGAUAGAACUUUAAAGGUGUAGCACUUUAAAGGUGUAGAACUUUAAAGGUUGGUAGAACUUUAAAGGUGUAGAACUUUAAAAGUUGAUAGAACUUUAAAGGUGUAGAACUUUAAAGGUGUAUAACUUUAAAGGUUGGUAGAACUUUAAAGGUGUAGCACUUUAAAGGUGUGGAACUUUAAAGGUUGGUAGCACUUUAAAGGUGUAGCACUUUAAAGGUUUAUAGAACUUUAAAGGUGUAGCACUUUAAAGGUUGGUAGCACUUUAAAGGUGGAGAACUUUAAAGGUUGGUAGCACUUUAAAGGUGUAGAACUUUAAAGCUCGUGACACCGUUGCACUUUGCUAGUCCACUUUGUGAGGGAUGAACUUACUUAGUUUACUUAGUUUAUCACCAUGUCUGUUGCUUUAAGACGGUUUAGUCCCGAGGCCACGGGGAAACUUCUACAGGUUCACAUCCACAAACUGUCAAGAUCAAAGGUCAAAGGUCACCUCACUGGUUCUCUUCAGUCCUGUCCCAAAGCUUCUGUUUACAUCUCGACCCAAACUCACGACCUCUGGAGCCAAAUGGAAUAACCGCGUGUCGAUCUGAGCCUCGAACGUCUCCGAGGUCCUGGCGCCGGGCCUGACGACAGCCGAGCGGACGCUGCUGCUGCGUUUGUUUUUAAAUACUUUUUAGCCCGUUAGCUGCAGACCCGGUUCCCGAGAGGGACCGGUUCUUUGUGGUUCUGGUCUCCUCCAGUAAAGUGAUUUACGUUCCACUUGAGGGGGAAUACAGUGGCGGCUAAAAUAUGCAAAGUGUCGUGUUCCAGACUUUUCAUUCAGUGUCGUCCAGUUUUAUUAUGUUCGGUUUGUUUGUUUGAAUUUAAUAUUUAAUAUUUUCAUUUUAUUCCGCAUGGGUCCAAAAGAUGUGAAAGUGAAACUGUUGGGGGUCCCGCCCCCUGGCUCUGACUUCUGUCUGUCAUAAUAACGUAACGAUGCCGAGCCGCUGCUGCUCUGAACACAGAGUGAGAAUGAAAUGUUUACUGAGACGAGGAAUGUGAGAAACGAGUCAAUAAAGAAAUAUUUAUGUCCA